AUGAAAAAUAUAUUUAAAGAGAAAUCAAAAAAUAAAAAACAGCCAGUUGAAUUAAGAAAUCCUCCUCGCUAUGAUAAUACAAGACCUCCCCUACCAUCUCCAAACCAUUCUUAUAACAACCCUUCUUUUCCUGCUCAGCAGUCUCAAAACCAUCAAUACCAAUUUCACCCUGAUCAUUAUACCUCACAACCAUAUACUCAAUCGUCCUCGAUAACGUCUCAAUAUGAAAAUUAUGGUAAUCCUCAUUCAAGAACUUCUUCAGGAGAUUAUACUCCUUCACUUGGCCAUUCCACUUUCAGUGAAACGUCAACACGAAGUAUUGAUUCUGUUAGAACUUCUGCUGCUUUUUCGUCUAUUGAUUUACCUGGUUGGGUUGGCGGCCAUCACAGAGGUGAUAAAAACGAACCUACUAGGCCUUCUGAUGAAGAGAUUGAACGUUUGUUCUUAAAUAUGAUGAGAAAAUUAGAUUUGGGAAAUCUUUCCGAGGCAAUGCUGAGCAUGCCAAUCGAAAAUAAAUGGACAUUAAUAAAGAAUAAUAUGCUAACGGAAGAGAAAACACAUUCUGCUACUUCGAAGGAUAAUCCUGUUAACAACGCUGGUAAUCCAAAUACUCCAGAAUAUUAUCUUAAAAAAAUUAUGGAUGGAACUAUAACUUUCAGGCAUAUGAACUCACUCAGUGUUGCUCUAAGGACAUUUCCUAUAACGCUAGAUGCUGAUUUACAAAUGGAAUAUGAGAUUAUUAAAUGUUUAAAAUCACUGUUAAACAAUAGAUGGGGAGCUCAGGAAGCUCUGACGCAUCCAUCAUGCAUUCAUAGUAUCACAUUUUCACUUGUUUCUCCUCAACUGAACACCCGCAAAUUGGUGGCCGAAGUCCUUUCUUUCUUUUGUUAUUGUGAAAUCCCCACCGGUCACACUCUCGUAUUAGAAGGUUUUGAUCAACAUCAACGAUUUCUUAAUGAACAUGGAAGGUUUGAUGCAUGGAUGAGAGUACUGGAAAACACAAUUGAUGGACGUGGGCGAUAUGGGAGUUUGGUAGAUGCGAGCGAAGAAUUUAAAAAAGGAGGUAUAGGAAUGGAUAGUUCGUUGAUGGAAUAUGUGUUAGCAAAUAUGAUUCUGGUGAAUUCAAUAAUCGGUGUAUGUGAUGACGUUGAAAUUCGGGUACAUUUAAGAAACCAACUACACGCAUGUGGACUGACACGUAUAAUUGAUAAAAUGAAAGCGUUGAAUUACGAGCUUAUUAAUCGUCAAAUAAGCAAGUUUGAACGUGAAAGUGAAUUGGAUUAUGAAGAAGUUGUUCUUGAUCGUCAUGGGCUUGACCAAGACUGGAGUCAGUCUGUGGGUCUCACCGUUUCACAGGUCCUUGCUAAGAUGGUCGAUCAAGAUAAACUCAAUGCUGCUCUUCAAGAAGCAGAGGAAGCUAAAGCCGCUUUAGCAAAAGUUUUACGUGAGAAACAAGAGUUUACGUCAAAACAGGAAGUGUCAUCCGAUACAGGCGGUGAAUUAAAAAAUAAAAUUGAAUCACUCGAAGAACUCUUACGCAUCUCUCGGCACACCAUUAAGACACUUCAACAACGAAACGCAGAUCUGGAAGCCAGUUAUCGUGAAAAACUAGCUGAGUUGACUGUUCAACUGCGUGAACUUGAGACAAUAAUAAAGGAACAACAAGGACAUGGGACUGAUACUACUGUUGAUCGAACAGAACUUAUCAAACAAUUAGAAAGAAUGCAGAAAAUACGUGAAACGGAAAGAAUAUUGGAAGGGGAUCGAAAAGUUUGGACACCACCUUCAUUUGGAGAUUUAAAGAUGCCAGAUGCAAAUGAAUAUAUUGGUAAUCUGAGCAGUCAGAGUGCAGUACCGCAAUAUCCUGAUUAUGAUAAAGCCAAUUUUACCGGUGGAUUCAGAAUUCCCGAACAACCUCCACGAAUGGAUGCUGAUGUUUUAAAAGAACUUAAACAACGUCAUGAUGGUAUAUUUGGUCAUACAUCAGCCAGUGAACAUUCAAAUGAACAAUCUCAACAUCCACCUGCAUCAAUUUCACAAACCUCAUCUACUCCUGAUGUAACGUCUAAGAUACAACAACCUCAACCCAGUUUACCUGCUGAAUCUGGCUCAACAGUUUCACAGACGACUGAUUUGCAGACCACAGAAUUGGAAAAUUCAUCGUCUCAACCUUCAGCCGCAUCCCCAUCAGUUUCUUCAAAAAUGACAUCACCAUCACAGUCUUCGAACAUACCACCACCGCCUCCACCACUGGUCACACAAUCUUCGAAUAUACCACCUCCUCCUCCACCACCAGCCACACAGUCUUCGAACAUACCACCACCUCCUCCUCCACCGCCAUUCACACAGUCAUCGAAUAUACCACCUCCUCCUCCACCACCAGCCACACAGUCUUCGAACAUACCACCACCUCCGCCACCACCAGGAAAAACUGGUGGCCCACCACCGCCGCCACCACCACCAAGUAAAACUGGUGGCCCACCGCCACCACCACCACCACCAGGAAAAGUUGGAGGUCCACCACCACCACCGCCACCACCAGGAGGAAAAGCCAGAGGUGCCGGAGGUCCACCACCACCACCAGGAAAAGCUGGAGGUCCUCCACCACCAGGAGGUUUUCGAGCACAGGCAACUUCAAAUAAUCGUAAAGAAGUCCCAUACAUGACUAUGAAGAAACUUAAGCAACUUCAAUGGGAUAAGAUUAAUUAUCUGUCUAUUAAUAAAACAUUCUGGGGACAAGGAAAUUUGAGUGAUGAAGAGCUAAUUAAGUUACUUGGUGGAGAAUCUGACGUUUUUGGUAACAUUGAACAAUUAUUUGAAGCUUAUGAAGCUAAAGAAAGAAAGAAGGUUGAAAAGAAGGAAGAAAUUAGUGUUUUGGAUCCAAAGAGAGCUUAUAAUAUUAAUGUGGCACUUGGUCGUUAUAAAGAUGUAUCAUUUGUGGAAAUACAUCAGAAGAUUGUCGGUUUUGAUACACUCUUCUGUACUGAGAAUUUACUUAAUCAAUUAAUGUUAUAUAUUCCAACACCUGAAGAACGUGGUAAAUUGUCAGUAUAUAAAGAUGGUCCUGAAGACAUGCUCGAAAAUUUGGCUCGUGCUGAUCGAUUCUUUGUCGAGGUGAUGAAGAUUCAUCGAUACGAACAACGCCUUAAAUUUAUGUAUUUCUACGUUACUUUUGACGAGAAAUUCAGAGAUUUGGAACGCGAUAUUGUAUCAGUAUUGAAUGCAUCCAUAGCACUUAAAGAAUCAGAACAUUUUAAAGAAUUGUUAAAUCUUAUUUUAUUAAUUGGAAAUUACAUGAAUGGAUCUGGUAAUAAAGGAGGUGCUUACGGAUUUAAGAUUCAAAGUAUUAAUAAGCUCGUGGAUACUAAAGCUGCGAAAAGUUCAUCAAUUACUUUAUUGCAUUUUUUGGCCGAUACAGUUGAAACUAAAUUACCUAAUAUGUUGAGUUUUGUUGAUGAGAUAGCGGAAUGUGGGUCUGCUUGUAGAGUAUCACAACAAGAAAUGACAAAUGAAUAUCGGCAAAUGGGGACCCUGUUAAACGAUUUAGCAAUUGAAUUACAGAAACAUUUUGGAGAUGAAGUUGAAUUAGAAAAUAAUGACAAAUUCCCUGAAAUAAUGAAAGAGUUUGUUGUAAUGUCACAAAAAAAAUUCGAAGAUUUACAGAUGGAAUAUACUUCUAUGGAAGUUGCUUAUAAGGAUGUUGUAGCGUACUAUGGUGAAGAUUCCAAAAACACUAAACCUGAUGAAUUUUUUGGAAUAUUUAAGACUUUUCUCACUAGUUUUGAGCGGGUGAGAACUGAUAAUAAAGCUAUAAAAGACCGUGAAUUAGCUGCUAAAAAGCGAAAAGAGGAAAUUGAACAGCGAAAGAAAUUGGCUAAUAAGCCGAGCACAGGAGUGCAAAUGACAGCUCAAUUAAAUCCAUCAGAUGAAAAACAUUUAAUGGAUAAUUUAUUGGAAAAAUUGCGUGAUGGUGGAGAUUUAGAGACUCGAGCAAAGAGGCGUGGUGGAAAAGGUGACAAAGAGGGAGGAGACCUAAGAGUUUCAAGAAGUAUGAGUAUCGCAAUUAGGGCUGAAGAUAUACUAAAAAGAUUGAAAGAGGAUUCUGGCAAUGUACCCUUACCACCGUUGCCAGAAAUGCCGAAAGAAAUUGUUGCAGAAUAA
Molecule: messenger RNA, 4161 nt
Organism: Cetraspora pellucida
Lineage: Eukaryota; Fungi; Glomeromycota; Glomeromycetes; Diversisporales; Gigasporaceae
Source: the annotation of a GenBank genome assembly